Messenger RNA from Labrus mixtus (cuckoo wrasse), 2299 nucleotides. It is a transcript of the gene cdc40, whose product is annotated as cell division cycle 40 homolog (S. cerevisiae). Bases 28 to 1773 code for a protein of 581 amino acids. Gene Ontology annotation, cellular component: catalytic step 2 spliceosome. Lineage: Eukaryota; Metazoa; Chordata; Actinopteri; Labriformes; Labridae. The transcript has 15 exons. The record is from RefSeq and is a predicted model, not a curated record. Gene Ontology annotation, molecular function: mRNA binding; protein binding. Gene Ontology annotation, biological process: mRNA splicing, via spliceosome.
GCUUCCGGUGAAUUCACAACAUCCAAGAUGUCUGCCGCCAUAGCUUCCCUCGCUUCGUACGGUAGUGACUCCGAUCCAGAAAACGACUCGGAAUCUAAAACGAGUUCAGAGAAAGGUGACCCAACCAAUCCCGAUGCAACGGCUCAUCUUAAACCAUUAAAGGCUGGACCGACGAUGACUUUGGCUGUUCUCAAUUCAGCCCCCGAGGUUGCCGUUAAGGAGUCUGUUGAGACUGGCAUACACCUGGACCCCUUAUUGAAGGAGGUCACUUAUAAUCCCACAUAUGAAACCAUGUUUGCACCAGAGUUUGGGCCGGUUAACCCGUACAAAUCGCAGCAGAUGGCGGCUCCCAGGAACAUGUUGUCUGGCUAUGCCGAACCUGCUCAUCUCAACGACUUCAUGUUUGAACAGCAAAGAAGAACCUUCUCCACCUUUGGUUAUGCUUUGGAUCCUUCUGUUGACACACACCAGGUAACAACUAAUAGCUACAUUGGUGCAGUAGAUGAAGCAGAGAAAAAUAAAGGGUUAACUGUGUUUGAGAGCGGAGCUAAAAAGGCAGAGAAAAGGAAAAAGGUCAAAGGCGGAGAUGCAGAAGAGAUUGACAACUUCCUGGGACCAUGGGCCAAAUAUGCAGACGAGAAAGAUGUGGCCAAACCAUCAGAGGAUGAGCAGAAAGAGCUGGAUGAGAUCACAGCCAAGAGGCAGAAGAAAGGAAAGAACGAGGAGGAGGCUCCUGGAGAGGAGAAGACCAUCCUGCACGUUAAAGACAUGUAUGAUUACCAGGGCAGGUCCUACCUCCACGUCCCACAAGACGUGGGCAUUAACCUGCGUUCUUCUGAAGCUCCAGAUAAAUGUUACCUGCCUAAAAAACAGAUUCACGUCUGGUCUGGACACACCAAGGGUGUCAGUGCCAUACGACUGUUUCCCAAAUCUGCUCAUCUUCUGCUCUCCAGCUCCAUGGACUGCAAGAUCAAGCUGUGGGAGGUAUACAGCGAGAGGAGAUGCAUACGGACAUUCAUCGGCCACAGCAAAGCAGUGCGAGACAUUUGCUUCAACAACACCGGGACGCAGUUCCUCAGCGCUGCCUACGAUCGCUACCUCAAACUGUGGGACACUGAGACAGGCAAGUGUAUCACCCCCUUCACCAACAGGAAGGUGCCGUACUGUGUCAAGUUCAACCCAGACGAGGACAAACAGAACCUAUUUGUGGCCGGCAUGUCUGAUAAGAAGAUUGUUCAGUGGGACAUCAGGACAAGUGAGGUGGUUCAGGAGUACGACCGCCACCUGGGAGCCGUCAACACCAUCACCUUUGUGGAUGAGAACCGUCGCUUUGUCAGCACGUCAGACGACAAGAGUCUGCGAGUUUGGGAGUGGGACAUCCCUGUGGACUUUAAGUACAUCGCUGAGCCCAGUAUGCACUCCAUGCCAGCUGUGACGCUCUCUCCCAACGGUAAAUGGCUAGCGUGCCAGUCCAUGGACAACCAGAUCCUGAUCUUUGGAGCCCAAAACCGCUUCAGACUGAACAAGAAGAAAGUCUUCAAAGGACACAUGGUCGCUGGCUACGCCUGCCAAGUGGAUUUCUCUCCUGACAUGAGCUACGUGGUUUCAGGAGAUGCAGAUGGGAAGCUGAACAUUUGGGAUUGGAAGACCACCAAGCUUUACCACAGGAUCAAGGCUCACGAUAAGGUGUGCAUCAGCGCCCUGUGGCAUCCGCACGAAACCUCCAAGGUCAUCACAUGCGGUUGGGACGGACAAAUCAAACUCUGGGACUAGAUGUUUAUCCUUGAUGUGUUUGUGUCCGUGUGCUGAACUGGUCCACCUAAUACAGACAGAAAGAGACUGGUUGUCUCACUGACUUAGUGAAAAACUUUGAGUGAAAGCCACAGGACUGGUAUCCAGUCUUAUUGUAGCAGUGUAUUUUCAUAUCCCGUUGCAAGAUUUCAUAAUGUGUCCCAUGUGUCAUGUGUACAAAGAUGAACACAAACAUACUUUUAGAAACUGUUUAUAUCCCAGGAGGCAAAUGAGAGGAGUACCUUGGUGUUAUUUUACAUGUUUUUUUUAAUGUUCUGUGUUGUAUGCCUUCGUAGAAACGAUUCAUUUUCAAUUUUAUGACCAUCCCUUUGUGGAAAUAAAAGUUCUGUACAUUUGACCUGUUAGAAAAUGGAGCAUUGUUUCCUUGGAAACGGGUUUCUUCAUCCUUGAAUCAAAACAGAAACAUGAUUAGAAAUCUGACACAAUUUUUUUUUUUCCUGAAGGUUUCCUCUUUUUAUUAAACUGCGUCAAACGAUUUGGCAAAUUA